Messenger RNA from Oreochromis aureus, 4987 nucleotides. RefSeq names its product NIMA-related kinase 10 (gene nek10). NCBI's taxonomy places the organism in Eukaryota, Metazoa, Chordata, Actinopteri, Cichliformes, Cichlidae. Gene Ontology annotation, biological process: protein phosphorylation. The transcript has 29 exons. The record is from RefSeq and is a predicted model, not a curated record. The coding region runs from base 1623 to 4193 and encodes 856 amino acids. Gene Ontology annotation, molecular function: ATP binding; protein binding; protein kinase activity.
AAAAUCCUUCAUGAGCUCCAAGGCAUCAGUUUACUUGCCAGGUAUAUGGAGUCUGUCACUGCUCUGUGUAUGUCGUGUGGGGAGCAGGCGUUUGCCACGCAGAAGCUGGUCACAAUGACCUAAACUGUCUGCCACUCAGCAUCAAAGAGUCUGGGUCAUUGAGAGUGGCGCUCACAGGGUAAGUGAUAAGUUCUGACGAGGUUAUCUGUGACUGUGUGCUGUUUGUUGUCACUGUUUUGGCAUGUCUGGCUUAAACCAGAGAGAGUCAGCAUAAGACACUCAAAGAAUUCUGGAUGAAAAUCUGCAGGCAGUGGUGGCAAAAGUAUAAAAUCUUUUUAAAACAUUAUUUAGAGGGAAAUCAAUUCAUUUUUAAAGCAUUUAAAAAAAAUUAGACUAGCAUUUUCUAUGCACACAGUCUUUAUACCCCAGAGAUCAUUGUAAUUAAAGUUAAUUUAGAUAAUGGUUUGAAAGUGAUGUCAAAGUGAGUGCCUUGAGGCAUUUCAAGCUAAUAGGUGCUUCUAGAUGAGUUUAACUCUGUAACAUAACAGGAAAUGAUUUGUGUUUAAACAAUGGAAAAAUACGCUAACAGUGACAAUAAUGAGUUCAGUUUUUUUCCUGCUGACAAUAAUUUCACAAUUAUAAUUAUUUUACUAUUGAUUUUACUGUUACUACUUCCUUUUUGCUUUAAAUUUGAUAACAUUAUUUAAAAAACAUUGUCCAUCAUAACAUUCAUCUGUUCAUAGGACCUUGGCUCAGAGUAAUGUUUUCACAGUUAAUAGUAGAAUUUUCCCAUCAUGUUUUGUUUUGCAAAGCAAACUUAGAAAACUCAAAGAAGGUUUUUUUAUUCAGAUUAAAUUCAUUCUUCGGUUUUUCAGAGAACACCUUCACACCACAGUUUUGGGUUCAAAACUGGUUAUCCCAUCAAGAACUAUACUGAGGCAAAAAUUCUGCUUCCUUUAACAUUUCCUUUUUCCUACUUAAACUUUGCAUUCCAGGGCUUUGUCCUGGCCAUUAUUCAAAUACUUAAAGAGUAAGGUUUUGUAUUUCCAACCAUCCAGUGUUUUCCUGCCCCUUAUCUGAGUAGGUUGUGGGGUGCAGUAGUCUCUUCUGACACCUCGUCCAGCUCUUCUGAGUGCACAACAAGCAUUCCCUAGCCUGCCAAGCAGCACGAUCUCUCCAGUAUAUCCUGGGUGUACCCCAGAUUUUCCUCCCAGUUAGACAUGCAGAAAAGACCUCACCUAAGAGGCGUCCAGGAGGCAACCUGGUCAGAUACCCGAACCACCUCACCUCAACCACCUCAUUUCAAUGUGGAGGAGUAGAGGCUGUAUUCUGAGUCCCUCCUGAAUGGCUGAGCUCUUAAAUAUAUCUCUAGUGCUGAGUCCAGACAUCCUUCACAGGAAGCCCAUUGCUUGUAUCUGUGAUCUAAUGCUUUUUAGUCACUACCCACAGAUCAGGGCUGUAGGUGAGGGAAGAAGCGUAGAUUGGCCAGUGUAGUUUUUCUUAAUUUUUUUGCCCAAUGCUUUGAUAUUUGGGAAAGUACUAAUGAGGAUUGAUGACACUUUGCCAUCGCUUCAUUUCUAUUUCCUUGUGUAAACGAAUACCAACUCUGACUGUGGUAGACUAUGGCAAAGCUCCUCUCCACAACCGAUAGCAGUGUGCUACUGGGAGCCCUGCUAGCACUCACCACUUUGGCUGAGAGCAUAAAAUUUAAAGAGGAGAUUGGGAAGCUACUGAUAGUGGAGAGCCUCCUUGUAAUACUUCAGGAAUACGACCUCCUGUCAAAGAGAAUGAGUGCGGAGCUGCUGAGGCUGCUGUGCCCGGUUCAGAUCAUCAGGGCUCAGGUGAGGGAGCUGGACGGUCUGCCGGUAUUGCUGAGCCUGUUGCAUGGCCAGCACCUGAAGCUGCUAUGGAGUGUCACCUGGGUGCUGGUCCAGCUCUGCGAGGACCCCGACAUCAGGGUGGAGAUCAGAAGCUGGGGUGGCGUGCAGCAGCUCCUCCGGCUGCUCGACAGUGAUAGGCAGUACAUCUCCGACCGCUCGUCCAUUGAGGCGCUCUCCAGUGCCAACGCAGCCGGUCGCAUCCAGAGAGAGCACAUGAGGGAGGAGCUCAGCCCUCAGGAGGUGGUGGACAACAUGAUCGCACUCCAGUCAGCCUGCUGUACAGCUCUGACUGAGUUGAGUCUAGAUGACACAUCUGCUCACCACAUUGUUCAGGAAAAUGGCAUCUACAUAAUUGCAAAAUUGAUUAUACCAUGUGACUCUGGAGAAACAAUCACUUCCUUACAGUGCUAUGCAUUCCGGGCGCUCCGAUUUCUCUUUAGUGUGGAAAGAAAUAGACAUCUGUUUAAGAGACUCUUUCCCACAGACCUCUUUGAGCUGUUUAUUGAUGUUGGACAUUAUGUGCGGGACCUCGCAGCCUAUGAGGGCCUGCAAACCAAAGUUUCACUCUACACUAAAGAGGAACUGGACAAUCUGAGAGAAGGCUUUGAGACAGUGGACCAGAACCGACCUCCUCUCAGAGUGAUCAGUGGCUACUCUAUAUUGGACCAUCUGGGCACCGGGGCCUUUGGAAGUGUCUUUAAGGUCCAAAAACAGAGCGGCCAGAACAUCCUGGCGUUGAAGGAGGUGAAUCUACACAACCCUGCGUUUGGCAAAGACAAGAAGUCCAGAGACAGUAAUGUGGAGAAAAUCAUCUCAGAGCUCACAAUCAUCAAAGAACAGAUGACACACCCGAACAUUGUUAAAUAUUACAGGACUUUUCUGGAAGGUGACAAGCUGUACAUUGUGAUGGAACUGAUUGAGGGAGUAUCACUGGGUGAACAUUUUAACUCUCUGAAGGAAAAACAGCAGCAGUUCACCGAAGACAGACUUUGGAAUAUAUUCAUACAGAUGUGUCUGGCAUUGAGGUACCUGCAUAAGGAGAAGAGGAUAGUCCAUCGCGACCUGACGCCAAACAACAUCAUGCUAGGGGAGAAAGAUAAAGUCACCAUCACUGACUUUGGCCUAGCUAAGCAGAAGGAGGAGAACAGCAAGCUCACAUCAGUGGUGGGCACCAUCCUUUACUCCUGUCCAGAGAUAGUGAAAAACGAGCCGUAUGGAGAGAAAGCUGACAUCUGGGCUUUGGGUUGCAUCCUCUACCAGAUGGCCACCUUACAGCCUCCAUUCUACAGCAGUAACAUGCUGUCACUGGCCAGCAAGAUUGUGGAGGCCGAUUAUGAGGAAAUUGAAGAAGGUACUUUCUCAGAGAGAGUCAUCGACAUGAUCAAAUGGUGUUUGAGUCCAGAUCCAGAUCUGAGACCAGACAUUAUAGCUGUGAGUUCCAGGAUCUCUGACCUCAUGAUGAAGCUGAUGGAUGGACUCUACACUUCCCAGAAUUCACUGGAAAGAAAAGCAGAGCGAGACAGGAAACGGGCACAGAAGUUCUUCCUAGAAAGAGAUAAAAUUAGGGCGACCUGCUCUCACUCAAACAUGUCACAGGAAACACCCCUGAUGAAGACUGAGUAUGCACCUUCAUGCUCCUCUACAGCCUGCAGCUCAAACCACAGCAGAGAGCAGAGACUCACUCAGGGUGACAGCCCUGAUGAAGAUCUUGAAACAUCCCAAGGCACAGACACUACCACCAACUCUACAGGAAAACACUACGUUUUAAUCAAAGGCUCAAAGUCAGCUGCCUGUGCUACACCUGAUCAUAUUUUAGUCAGUGGGGAUUUUGCAGCUGUAAAGGUGAAACCAAGGCCAGUGUCAGCAGGAAUCUGCGUCUCACAGAAGAAGCUUCGCCAGAUUGAUGAUCCCAUUCAGAGGCUUCUGGUGCAGCUGCACAAAAUUAUCUUCAUCACUCAACUUCCACCAGCUCCACACCACAACAUUAAACGGCGCCUUGUUGAAAGAUUUAAAAAGUCUCUUUUCCAAUUUGGCAGCGAUCCGUACAACCUGAAAGUGGAGCUCAGCAAGCUCCUCCAGGCGUCUCCAGAGCUGUUGGCAUUUGGUUUAAUCAGUUCAGAUUGGUGGCCUCUGAUCCACCACUUCACGGGAGACAUCCAUACCACUGACAGCACAGUUGAUGUGAAUCUCAGAGACGGAGUUACAUAUCACCAGAUGCAGGGGAUCAUUGAGGAACUCCUGAAUGAGAACAGCUACUAUGAACCAACAAACAGCAGGCUCAAAAAGAAAAGAAAUGACCAAGAAAAGAAGUAACAGUUAUCGUCACUCAUCCCUAAAAACUCAAACUUUAAAUUUAUUUGGAGAAGAAUGAGUUCACAAUGAUACUUCACCACUGCUUGAAAUCUAAUGAACAUUUAUCCCAACCCUCAUUACAAAACAUAUUCUCAUUUAACAUAAAAAGAAUAUAAAAGUGGUAAAUACAUACAUUAAUUUGUUUGCACAUAAACAUGAUUACAGUGAUAUUUUACCACAGUGCUCAUAGUCAUGUUGUAACCUCCUCUUUUGUUCUCUGGCAUUUUUGUUUUCUCUUUUUCCCAUAAAUGUGAUGUGACUGUAUGAAUCUCCAACGAUAUAUUAAUGUAUAUAUAUAAAUAUAUAUACAUAUCUAUAGAUAGAUACGUAUGUAAUUAACUUUGAGACUUACUGUUAUUCUGUUUUCAGUUCAUGAUCAAAAUUUAAAACUUGUUUAAAAUGUUUUUUUUGAAUCACUUUAUACUCUCGGGCCCUGACACUGCAUGUCACAACAUGUGUUUUUCAAGUGGCUGCAAGCCACAGUGACCUUGUUUGCUUUCUAAGAACUGAUAAGAUGCAGCACAUUGACCUUAAUUCAACAUAUCACAAUUUCUGUCUAGAUUUGAAAUGAAGAAAAACAGGUCAAAUGUUUUGCACUGUAAUAAAAUGCACUCAAUCAGCAUUUUCACUAUGAAGAAGAUCUAAAAUAUGACUGACAGCUGAAGAAAAGCUUUCUUUUGCACUUUGACUCACUGUUAUCUGUAUAAAACUAUAUUAAAAUGUUUGUAUUAAUAAACAUUAUUUAAUUCAGCAAA